AUGAGUUUCAAAGACGUUGCACUUGGAAAUGAUCUAACAACAUCUUCGGGUCACAACAACUGGAAAUUGGGUCGUCAGGAUAUUGUAGCAAAAAUUAUUAUCCAUCCUGGUUUCAAUAUAGACACUCUUGAUAAUGAUGCUGCUUUACUCCAAAUGAGAUCGCCUAUCGUAAUGACCGAUUCAAUACGACCGAUAACUUUAACUGAAAUAGGCCAGGAACCUGUUGCUUAUUCCCCUGCUAUCAUAACUGGAUGGGGCGAUGUAAAGGAAAAUGCAAAUAAUGGUUCACUAUACCUGAGAGGGGCUAUAGUGCCAGUAAUAGGAAGAAACUUUUGCAGAGGUUUAAAUUCAGGACUAUAUACCUCAGUUAAUGACAAUAUGUUCUGCGCCGGUUAUAUAGAUGGCGGAGUUGACACAUGUACUGGAGACAGUGGUGGACCAAUAAUUGAUAUGGAAGCCAACCAAAUAGGAAUAACUUCGUGGGGUAUAGGAUGUGGUAGAGAGCACGCCCCUGGAAUUUACACCAGAAUUGGUGCUUCCAGCAUCAGGAAUUUUAUAAACGUACAGACUGGAGUAUAA
Messenger RNA from Ctenocephalides felis (cat flea), 579 nucleotides. RefSeq names its product trypsin-like. The record is from RefSeq and is a predicted model, not a curated record. Lineage: Eukaryota; Metazoa; Arthropoda; Insecta; Siphonaptera; Pulicidae. Gene Ontology annotation, molecular function: serine-type endopeptidase activity. Gene Ontology annotation, biological process: proteolysis. The transcript is spliced from 4 exons. Bases 1 to 579 code for a protein of 192 amino acids.